UUAACUGCAUGCACUGGCACAGUUGAUGCAGAGCACUAUCUCAAGGCGGAAAGAAGUGUAGGCAGCACUGUGCAGGUGGCAGAAAAGCGUACGGAGGAGGAGAAAACCUGGCUAUGGCAACAGUCAAUGUUUUCGCCAUUUGAAGCUUAAUGACAAAAUAAAGCUUAAACAAACAAACAAUAGAGACUGUAAACUGCUGAAUUAUUUGAGAACAAUGGAGAAAAACGAGGAAGGUAGUUUGAAGAAGAGAAUGACUGGGCGCAGCUAUAAACAAUGGCUAAAACAACGAGCACAACAAAGAUCGAAACCCUCUGAAGAUGCUGCUAAAAAGGAGGAUCAAUCGACUCAAGAGCAAGAACACAAGGUGGAAGAAGUAAAUGCACACAGGGUGGAUGAUCGAAGAGAGAAACAAAUUUGUUCAUCAAAGGAGAAUGACAAAAAGGUCACUGAGCCUUUUAAAGCAGAGCUUAAAGUUGACAGGACUCAUGAUGCGAAUUGUGUGGGCUCCAAACAGGAUGAUAAGAGUGGAGGUGAAUCUAAGGACUGUUCAAUAUGCAAGCAGAAAGGAAAUCUAUUAUGCUGUACUGGAAGAGGAUGUAAAAGGAACUUCCAUCUUACUUGUCUUGUCCCCUCUGUGACCUAUUUUCCACCUGGACCAUGGCACUGUUAUUGGUGUAUCAGAAAAAAGAUGAAAUUAGGUGUUCAUGCUAUAUCUGAAGGAAUAGAGUCCCUUUUGGAUGCCAGACAGCUUAGUUUGGGUGAUGAAGUGGUGCAAAAGCGGGAGUAUUUAGUGAAGUACAAAGGUCUUGCUCAUGUUCAUAAUCGCUGGAUUACAGAGGAGCAGGUGCGUCUUGAGGCUCCAAUAGCCCUUACGAGAUUCAAGAAAAAUCACAAGAGUGUAAGUUGGAAAACUGAGUGGAGUCUUCCUCAUCGUUUGCUAGACAAGAGGAAGUUAGCAGUUCUGGAUGAUGAUGCAGAUUGCCAUUAUGAGUGGCUUGUGAAAUGGACAGAUCUUGACUACAGUCAUGCCACAUGGGAAUUGGCGAAUGCUUCAUUUCUAAUGUCGCAUGAGGCAGUCAAACUCAUGACAGAUUAUGAAAUCCGUCAUCAGCUGGCUAAGAAAGAAUCACAUCCUUUGACGGAAGAUGAGAAAAGGAAAGCCAACUUUCCAGAACUACCGACGCCUUUAUUUGGAAGUGCACCUCAAGUCUAUAGCAAUCAUCUUUCUUUUAUCAACGGUCUUCGUAAAUAUUGGCAAAAGGGUCAGAGUGCUGUCAUCAUUGAUGACCAGGAACGGAUUUUGAAGGUGGUCUUAUUUCUAUUGUCCUUGCCCAAGGAUGUCGGUCUUCCUUUUCUCAUAAUCACAACUUCUGCUGCUCUUCUUCUGUGGGAAGCUGAGUUCUCACGUUGGGGUUAUGCUAACAUUGUUGUGUACAAAGGUAAUAGAGAUAUACGGGCCAUUAUUAGGACACUCGAGUUUUACAACAAACAAGGUGCCCUUAUGUUUCAGGUUCUCCUGUCAUGUUAUGAUGUUAUUGUUGAGGAUCUUGAAAUGCUUAGACCAAUAGGUUGGGGAGCAGUAAUUAUAGAUCAGUGUCAGGGUUCUUCCAUGUCAAUGCAUCACUCACAACUUAAAGUGCUCAUUGCUGAUAUGAGAUUACUUAUUUUUCGUCAACUAGAGGAUAGAUGUGAUAGAAGGUUCAAUCGUUGCAACAUUCUCUCUUUUCUUGAUCCGAAACAUGACAAGGCCAACAAUAAGCUGUUAGACACUGAUUCUGACAUAGAUCUAACUGAAUUCAAGGAAAGGCUUAAACACUUUGUUGCAUAUGAGUGCAAGUCCUCCACUUCCAAGUUCAUUGAAUACUGGGUUCCUGUCAAACUCUCCAAUGAACAAAUUGAGCAAUAUUGCGCUUGCCUCUUUUCAAAUUCAGCAUGGCUUUGCUCAUGUCUGAAGAAUGACUCACCAAGCUCCCUCUGCGAUAUUCUAGUAUCUACCAGGAAGUGUUGUGAUCACCCUUACCUCGAAGAUCGAUCUCUGCAAGACGUAGUUAUGGAUGGCAUUCCUGUAGAUCAGCACUUUGAUGCUGAAAUUAAACUAAGUGGCAAAUUGGAACUCCUCAAUAAAAUUCUUCAGGAGAUCAAACAGCAAGGACAAAGAGUCCUCGUUCUUUUCCGGUCUCUUGGUGGCUCUGGUGUUAUUUCCAUUGGGGAUAUCUUGGAUGAUUUUAUUUAUCGGAAGUUUGGUGGGGAUUCUUAUACGAGCAUUAGUGGGAAUGUUACUCGUAAAAUGAAGGAAGCUACCUUGAACAAGUUCAACAAUAAGGGAAGUGGGAAAUUUGCUGUUUUGAUGGAAACUCGUGCUUGUGUUCCCAGUGUCAAGCUUUCGGGAAUAGAUAUAAUUAUUUUGUUUAACAGUGACUGGGACCCAAAUAAUGAUUUAAGAUCCCUGCAGAAGAUUACAGUUUAUUCACAGUCGGAGCAUAUAAAGGUAUUACGUCUAUAUUCAUGUUUUACUGUUGAAGAGAAAGCACUAAUUCUUGCAAAGCAAGGUCUGACAAUUGACAGUAAUAUAGAGAAUAUGAAACAAGCCGCUUGCCAUGUGCUGCUAACUUGGGGUGCCUCUUAUCUUUUCAAUAUGCUUGAUUGUUUCCAUGUACAAUCUUCAAUCUCAAAGAGAUCAUCUGAAGUUGCUGCUUUAGAUGAUGUCGUUGCUGAAUGCUUAGGCUUACUGUCUAGUAACUGUGAGAACAGUGUUUAUAACAGCUGUUCAAAGAUAUUGAAAGUACAGCAGAAUGGUGGGACUUAUCCAAGUAAAACAUCUCUACUUGGUGAACUGGAAAUGCAACAGAUGGAUGAUUCUUCUUUUGUGAGAGGAUUGCUGGAGAAUGAAUCUCCCCACGUUUUCUGGACAAAUCUGCUGCAUGGAAGGGUUCCUAGGUGGAAACACUCGCCUAGUCCAUCACGAGGGAAUAGAAGGAAAGUUAGACUCCAGGGUGAUUUGAAUCAGCCAUCUAAAGGGGAACAAGUUUCUGAAAAAGAGGGCAAUAAAGUUCAUCUUACUCCAGAGCCCAAGUUAAGGAAGAAAAGGAAAUUGCAUGUCCAGCGUAAACUUGGAACAUCUCAUCUUUCUGCUGGUGAUAAGAAUAAAUGCAGGCGUCUUGCAACUAAUCGUAGUCCUCAGUGUGAUAAACCAACUAAAGACAAUCAUCAGAGCCAUGAGAUUUGUAUUAAUUCUUCCAGUCACCAGAUUUUAGAUUCCAUGAAUUGGUCAAUAGACUCUUCUAUUCAGCGGUCUAUAGGAAAUUUGCCACUGCAACAACAUGCGAGUAUUGGUGCAGUGAAUGGUACAAGUAUGAAAAGCAGAAACAGCCACGAAGAUCAAUGCCGUCCCGAUGCCUCUCCAAACACACCUAACCUGCCUCAAUCCCCUUACCUACACCCACUUCAUAUGGAGAUGGAGAGGAUACAAAAGGAGAGAGAACAAAUUACGAAAUUGCAUGAAGAUGUGAAAUUGCUCCUGCAAUCUGAAUUUGAAAAAGAGCUAGAUUCAAUUAUGAAGAAGUAUGAUUUGCUGCUUCAGAUUGCUGAAAUGGAAUUAUCUCAAAAGCAAGAAGAUCUUGAUACGAUCUUCAACAAAGUGCAUGUGCAUAAGUUACUAGCCGAAGCCAUGACACAAGUACAAGAUACUGCUGAUUCAGUUGGGCCACUGGAGAUGACUGUAGAUGUUGAUGGGAGGACUAUUAACGGAUCUGGAGAAUCAUUACCAAACAGACCAAGUAGUGUCCCAGCAGUUACUGCAUCCAUCUCAGAACCUGUCAACUCCGAGCAACGAGCUGCUGAUCCUCAAAUAUACUCUGAGAAUUUUCCAAUGGCUGCCAUUCCAUCUCUGAAUGCUGAAUUGCCUAGAGUUGAAGAGUUAGCUGUAGUUCGACGGACAAGUGCAAGGGCCACCUUGCAAACAACAUCCUCUGCUGAUCUGCCAACAAGUGGUUCACGUCCGACCCCAACGCCAAACUAUCAGUCCGUCAUCCUUACACCAAGUCAACUCUCGAUCCAAACUUCGAGGUAUGCAGCGAGGCCUGGAGCAGGCUGUGAACAACGGAGACCAGCUCCACAUCUGCUACAUUUUAGACCGCUGCCAACAAUGAAUUCUUUGAAUUCCAGCCUGUUGUAGCGCUUACACCACACUUUUAGUCACCUGGUGGAAAUACCAACAACAUAGUCCACAAUGAAGGUGAUGAAACUUCUCAUUCGAUGACCAAACAGGAUCGGUUUUCCAAUGAAUGGUGCACUGCCAGCAGGAAUUUGCUUCAAUAUCCAGGGCAUCAUAUAUUAGGUGUGGCUCGGGUUGAUAGCGGACUUUCUCAUCUUUGGUGUGAUCUUCAUUUGGUGUCUCUCUCUGUCCCCGCUGACACUGUCUAAGAUCUCUAUAGUGGUGAAUUACAAUACCAGUCUUAGCUUGGCACAGUAAGCUAAAUUUGGUCACUUUGCUCUAUGUGAAGUGCUAGUAUUAGGGGUUUUUGCUGGUCUCUAAAAUGGUGAGUUACAGAUCAGGCUUAUCAAAUUUCUAGGAAUUCUAGGCACAGAAUAUAGUACUAGUAUACAAGUAAUGAUUCCUUUCACCCAUUUAUUUUGAAAAUUUUGGCUUCAUACCUAUUGAAUAUUUGAUCUAACAGGAAUGAAAUUGCCUAUUAUUUUUUUACA
Solanum tuberosum (potato) is the source of this 4704-nucleotide messenger RNA. RefSeq names its product protein CHROMATIN REMODELING 4-like. Gene Ontology annotation, biological process: chromatin remodeling. The transcript is spliced from 16 exons. Gene Ontology annotation, molecular function: chromatin binding; ATP hydrolysis activity; DNA binding. Lineage: Eukaryota; Viridiplantae; Streptophyta; Magnoliopsida; Solanales; Solanaceae. The record is from RefSeq and is a predicted model, not a curated record. Gene Ontology annotation, cellular component: chromatin; nucleus. The coding region runs from base 215 to 4174 and encodes 1319 amino acids.